ACAUAAUUUCGUUGUUUAACUCGUUUGCACAUCCAGCUAGCGCUUCCCAGUCAUCCCAGAGCCGAGGGAGGCGGCUCCGGCACUGCGUGCGGUUUCGGAUUUCAUCUCACAGCCAGAGGAAACUCCUGGGCUUCACAAUGGAGCGCAUAACGGCAUAAAGCGCCGCGGGCUGUAUCUGGAAUACGACGGCAGAAAAUGUUAGCACGGAACAGAAAGCGCCGAGCCUUUUUUUUCUGCGUAACCCUUGGAAGAUUGCGCCGCGCUCCGUAAAAACAAAAUCAAACUGCCGAAUGUUAUUCUUCCCACUGGGAAGUGGCAGGAAUUGUCAUCAAGCGCUGCCUGGGAUUUUGCCUGGUUUAAGGGCAGUGCUGUUAGUGAGCUGAAGGCUGAAGACGAAACACACUAAAGACACGCCGGCGUCUUCUUUUAACGCAGGCCACACAGGGGACACAAAACGCGAAGGAAGCGGUGCGAGUCUUGGAAUUUUAUUUUUAGGGGAAACACUUUCCCGAGCGGAAAUGACUUCAGUGUGAUUUUCUUUCUGCAGAGCUCCGCCAGAGAAGGGAAUUCCUAGGCAGACUGGAAAGAUGUCCGUUUUCACCCGUUCAUCGUUUCUGGAAACAUAACAGCUUUUGUUGUUUUGUUUUGUUUUUUUGCUCCUUGCAAAAAAAAUGUUUACCGGGAUGGUGAAGGUAGGGGGCGAAGUCCCCUCCAUGCCGAUCUCUGACACUGACAGCAUCACGCACGUCAACCACCGGCACCAUGCUGGGUUCAGGCCAGGUGACCCGGUUCUGGUGCCCAGAGGAAGCAGCUCUCGGAGGAAAAAGCUCUACAGGAGGCCAGGGUACAUGAGAGGUGGGCUGCAGGAGCAGCGGGGGCUCCCCGCUGAGCUGGUCAGCAAAAGGCCUUGUCAACGACCUGCGAAAAACGGGGAGGUUCACAGGGCCGAUUCGGGGUGCAGUGUCCCAGCAGAGACCCCAAAGCCCAGCUCCGGUCAACACCAUGUUUCCGGCCCGUUCUGUUCCGACAGCCCGAGUUCCCAGUCGUGCUUAGUGGUACACGAAUCGCCACGUAGGCGCCAGCUUUCGAAAGCCGACCAGGGGGGCCCAGGCCUCGGCUAUGGAAGGUGCUUCGCCGCAGACCUUCCUCAGGAGGAAAGCGCUUCAGCGCCAGGGAGCAACCGGAAGAAGCCCGAGAGCGAUCGGGAGCUGGAAGAAGGGUCCAGCCGUCUGAGCGGUGCGGAGGAGUUUCUGGGUCCACCCGGGGAGCCCUUCAGUUCCAGCUUCAGUUUCAUCCGGCUCUCGCUGAUCUCGAGUCGCGGGCCGGACUCCGUGAGCGAGCCCUCGGAGGAGAGCGGGCGCCUCCCCAGCACAGCAGAGGCGACGGGAGGCCAAAUCGAAGGCGGAUCCGUGUCCCCAGGGCGGAACAAGGAGGACUUCCUCUGUGCCGAGCUGUGGAGGGACGGGGAGGGCCCGUCUUGGGAGAAGAGACGGAGUGAGGGGGGCUCUCAGGAGACCAGGGCUGGCAUGAAAGAGAGUCUCCGGGACUCGGACUCCAUCUCCCUGGACACUGAAGCCACGUCUUGCCUGUCGGCGGAUUCCUCGGACGCCGCGUCGGCCGGCUCCUCGGUCACCUCGGGCUACGAGAGCAGCACGCCCUGCUCGGACCACGGCUGGGAUGCGCUCAUGAAGAAGUACGAAGCGGUCCUGCAGGACUGUCUCCAGGGCAACCGGACCAACAUAAAGAUUGAAUCUAUGAUACUAAAGCUCAAAAGACUUCAGGAAAAUGCCAUACUAGAGGAUGACUAUGACAGAGCCGAAAGGUUUCGAAACAAAUUGGAUGAACUGCGCAGGGAGAAGAGCUCCCUGACAGCUGAGCUUCCCUCCCGACACCCUGCAGUGUCCCGUCUUCUGGAGCGGCUGCGGGAUCAGGUGACGGGAGCACUGCAGGAGGUGACCCCCGUCUGCAGGCCCAGUAACAGAGAGGGCCAGCAGUGGCAGAAACAAGAAAGGGAUUCAUGCUCACAUCUUCAGUGCCCUGUGCAGAGAAGAGAACAGAUCCUUCAGGAGAAGCAGCAGAUCGAGAAGGAAAUCCAUGAGCUGAAAAGGAAGCUGUCAGAACUGGAGGCCCGGAGCAGCCAGCUCGAUCGCCAGGUUCUGGAGGAGGAGCAGCUGAUGGAGUAUGAGGACAGCGAGGAGCUGCCUCUGGUCAGCUUCCCUCCUGGCCAGCUACAGGACCUCAGCAGGGCCCUGGAUGACCUGGUGGGCUCUGAGCACCGAGCACAGCUGUGCACAGAACUGCCCCCACACAUCCACAGCCUCCAGGAGCAGGAACAAGCACUGAGUGUGGCCAUCAGAGAGUUUACAGCCAAAGUUUUCAUGAGUCAGAAGCUGUGCAGCAGCCUAAGGAAGAAAGUUAGUGAAAGUGAGACCCAGCUACUGACCCUGCACGAAGCCAAACUGGCAGCCAUAUCAGGGAGCGACUUUGCCACUGCGAAAGAGGUAAAGAUGGAGAUCAAGUCGCUGUGUGCCGAGAGAGACGGACUGGAAGGGCAGAUUAAGAAGCUGCAGGCUCUGAGCGAGAGCAAUAGUGAAAAACUUGAAAAGAUGAAGGUGGAUCAUGACCUUCUGAAACAGGAGCUGGAGCUGAAGGAAGCCGAGUUCGAAAGCAAUCUGAAGGAGAAUGCCGUGAAAUACAUUGAACUACUUGAGGAUCGGCUCCACAGCUGUGGAAGCCAAGUCGUGGAGCGCGUGUGGGAGGCCGACCUGGAGGCCUGUCACCUCGUGCUGCAGGGCUUGCAGCUUCGGGCGGCCGGUGUCUGCAGCUCCGAGGAGACGGAGGAGGGCCGGGCUGUGGAAGCUGGGUGCUCGCGUCACCUCUGCCCCCCAGCUGAAACCAAAGAAGGAUGCCUCUCCCCAGAAUCAAGAGCCUUAGGAGGCCCCUGGUGCACUGAAGGAGAUUUAGACCACUCUGAAUUAACCAAGGAAUUAGAAGAGUUUCUUGUCUGUGUUGAGAAUCUACCUGAGGACUGCUGCAGCGGCACCAUCGCUAUAGCUGAACAGUGCAGAUCAAUCAGCGACAAAUUGCUUUCCCUGGAGGAUCAGCUGCAAACUGCAGUUCUUCAUCGGGAUGAAAGCCUGACUCAGAAUUUGCAGAAGGAGAUCCAGACAGUGAAGGCCACUCUGCAAGCAAUGCUGGAGCAGCUGAAGGCCAGCUCUGAAGAAGAAGACUGGGAGCUGUAGGGUCUGCACAGUGCCAGCUGGUGAUUGCGACUGGGAGCUUUAUCGCAGCAUCUCAUCUGACAGCAGUACACAAGAGACCGUUUUUAGUAACUGAACACUGCCUUAACAUUAGGGACUGGGUUUAAGUGGCUGCCCCAGUGGAAAAGGCUGAAACCAGUGUUGCAAGGACCAGCCCGAUCAGAGUUAUACAAAACCAGCUGUGGUUUCUGAAAGCACAAACCCCACACAAUCCUGCAUUUGUUCUUCCAGAACAGUCAGGAGCUCAGGGUGUAAAAUUUUGCACAUGGAGAUAGACUUACAGUACACAUCCUUUUGCACACCCAUGUGAUGUGCAUUUACCGUGCCUUGCUUUAGACAAUUCUCAUGUGUAAGACAGCUCUGAUGAGAGAAAUCGAUCCAGGACUGCUUUCACACGCACAUUUUAAGGGGAUGGGGUUGCUGAAAAAGCGGUUUGUAUUUUUCAUUUCUGUGGUCAAGUUUAAAAAAAUAACUGGAUUCUUUAGCUGUCAAUAACCCUCCUCUUAUUGAUGCGCAGCCAAGUACAGAGGUGUUCUCUCACUUGCAGGAUUAUGUCCUAAGAAAAGGAUUAUAGUGGCAACAAAGAGAACACCUUUAUGCUGUGCUGCAGACAGAGAAAUGAAUUUUUUACAGCGCAUGUGCAUUCUGUGAAGUGCUUUCACAGAGCUUUAAGAGUGAAGUGAAAAACUAAGAAAAUCUUCAAUGUAUCAUUGAAGCAGCGUUAAUGGAAACAGAUGCAAGAAUUCAAGCAUUAUCUUCAUCUUGCAUUGUAACAAACCUUAAGAGUAAAGGUGAAUGUGUCUAUGGGUGACAAUUCCAGCAAGUACGCAUUUUUGGAGACUUUUUUUUUUAGACUUACACCUUUUCCUGCAGGGAUUAUUGGAAUGCUUAGUGCAUGCUUUAUAAAAAAAAGCGAGUAACAUUCCUUGGGUGAGUAGAUGUGGCUCUGUUGUGCAGGUGUCCUAGUAUCUCAUGACCUGCCUGUCAUCAUCCAGUAUGUCCCCAAGCACCUCUACACCUCUCAAGGGUGGGAGGCCUUUCUUGAGAGUGGGGCUCAAACUGUCCAGAAUUCCAAGAGGUUCUGCUUCUUCAAAAAGAAGCAAGUAGCUCUGUAGUAUGGAGAAAUUGUUGUAUUUAUUAAACAUAUGAGUCAGAAGUUAUUUUAUAUAAACAUCUUUUCUACAAAAUAAAUGGCAGUAUUUACCUAUAGUUUACUACUGUUAUUUAGCUAUUCCUAUCAAUAAAGGUUAUUAAUAUAGGUUUUUCUUUGGCCACUUGUGUCGUGACCACUCGGUUUGAAUUCACUAGAGUGGGACAGUUACACGAAGACCUGCCCCUUGUGUGUCAUCUACCUUAGCCAUUAGAUCAUUAUUUCAAUGCAAAGUGACAUUUGUUAACUUGUAAAUUCUUUCACUGUUGUUUUUAAGUAUCCAUGUUUUUGUUUUCUGAAGUUGUGUUCUCACCUAAUUUGUGUUACCACUUUAUUACAGCACGCCAGCUGUGAGUAAUUAAGCACUAAUUUUGAAUAAUAUAUAGCUGCAUCACUUCAUCAGAAUUCACCCUUGGUUCAGUUGUUUAAUGUCAGAUUGUAAUUUACAAUACUUUGUAUCAUGUAUUUAUGCAUGUAUACGGCACGGCACAGCCUGUUCAGAACAUAAUCAUGACUGCGUUCAUCUGCUUUUAUCAUUGAUGUUUAUUCUGUGUAAUUAUUUAUUAUAAAUGAUGAAACACUUAUGUUAUCUUUCACAAAGGGAAAACAAAAUGUUUAGCCAGAUAGAAUAGUAUUAAUAGACAUCCUUCCUUGACUAAAUUUGCAUCUGAAGAAAUUUAAUUGAUAAACAUUAGGAAGAACUACCUACCCUGCUAAUAGAGUAUAGACAAGUUCAUCAAUAUUCCUUUUGCAUUUAUACCGGUAUAGUACAGACAAAAGGCACAGACACCUAUUUUCUCACUUUUUACCUUUUCUACCUGUGAACAGCACUAUACAGUUAUCCUGCAGCAAAAUGUUAAAAAAAAUGUGCUGAUGUGGCUAACAUUGCAGGGCUGUCAUAUUUGUUGCCAGAUUUUCUUUUUAAAAAAACCUUUUAGAAAGAAUGGACAUUUCACCAAAGACUGUGAGAAAUGGAGAUAAGUGCUUUAUUCAUUGGUGUGGACUGCUUAGAAGCAACACUUGGCAUACAACCAGCAGUGAGAAUUUAACACACAACUCAGUUUAUGCCUGAACCAUAUUGCAAAAGCACAGGAUGAAGAGGUGUUUAUCCUUAAAACAGUUUGACUCAGAUUCUGGCUCUCAUCAAAUAGUUCACAAAUAAUUAAACUGAUGGUUUUACAAGGCAGUCAAGAAGUGGAAGUAAUUGGAAGUAAGAGGAAGUAAUAUAUGAAAAUUUGAGCCUUGCUGCGUGAAAGUCUUUUUGCAGUUUUCUCCUCUUAAUAUUGUUUUUCCUUCUGCAGAAAUAAUUCUGCACUGAUGUACUACUGAAAUUUAAGCCACUUUUAACCUAAUAGGUUAAUCUUGACGUUUUUGUAGUACAGAAAGUAACCCUUUUAGCUUUCAAAGUGGUAAUAAAUAAAAACACUAAUGACUGCUAGAAAUUGUUUAUGCUGAUAGCAAACCUGUAACUCCUGACUGUGACAUUUCAGGACAUUUGCUAUUCAAUGUGAAUGGUUUAAAAUGAAGGAGACUUAAACUAAUCUUCUUUUACCUUAUGAUCAAUAAAAAUACCACAAAACAUUGUUAAUUGUGGUAAAAAAAACAUCUGGGAGGCUUACAAAGAUGUUGGUCACUGUAUUGUAAUAUUGUGAAAUGUUAAAUUAUAUACAAAGUUUUACAAUAUUUUUCAGCUAAACAUCUUUUCUUUAAAAUAAAUGGCAGA
Molecule: messenger RNA, 6133 nt
Organism: Lepisosteus oculatus (spotted gar)
Lineage: Eukaryota; Metazoa; Chordata; Actinopteri; Semionotiformes; Lepisosteidae
Source: RefSeq, a predicted model, not a curated record